Cyprinodon variegatus (sheepshead minnow) is the source of this 2617-nucleotide messenger RNA. RefSeq names its product solute carrier family 40 member 1-like. The coding region runs from base 136 to 1905 and encodes 589 amino acids. Gene Ontology annotation, biological process: iron ion transmembrane transport. Gene Ontology annotation, cellular component: membrane. The transcript has 9 exons. The record is from RefSeq and is a predicted model, not a curated record. Lineage: Eukaryota; Metazoa; Chordata; Actinopteri; Cyprinodontiformes; Cyprinodontidae. Gene Ontology annotation, molecular function: iron ion transmembrane transporter activity.
AUUAAGCCCUUCAAACUACUACAGUUUGAAUUCAAACUCUCGGGAAAGACUAACAUCCUAAUGUAGGACACAUGGCACAAGAUACAGCAUCAAAGAAAAACAGUAAGAACGGAGAGUGACAACAAAGCAAAGGCAAUGUCCCAAUCAACAGAUACCUCCCAGUGUGGUGGAGUAGUGGUUGAAUUUGAAUCUGAUGACAUCAGGGAUUCAAGAACUACAAAAGCAAAGAAUAUACCAGGUUCAGCUCUUAUCUACCUCAAAGGUCCAAAGUUUCUCAUCUAUGUGAGUGGAGCAUUGUCGAUGUGGGGUGACCGUAUGUGGCACUUUGCAAUAUCUGUGUUCCUCAUUGAGUUGUAUGGCCACAACCUGCUGUUGACUGCGGUGUUUGGAUUGGUGCUGGCAGGGUCGGUGUUGUUGCUCGGGGCUUUAAUUGGAGACUGGGUUGAUCGCAAUCCACGGAAUAAAGUUGCACAUGCAUCUCUUUUUCUGCAGAACACCUCAGUGACUGUAUGUAGUAUAGUGCUCAUGUUGGUGUUCUUGUAUAAGGAACGGAUAGAACAAAUCUGGGAUGGAUGGUUUACUGUGGUUUGUUAUACGGUGGUGAUCAUCCUGGCAGAUGUGGCAAACCUUGCAAGCACAGCGCUGACCAUUGCCAUCCAGAGGGACUGGAUAGUGGUUAUUACAGGCUACAAUCGAGGCCACCUGGCUGGAAUGAAUGCAACCAUGAGGAGGAUAGAUCAGGUGUCCAACAUCCUGGCCCCACUGGCAGUAGGGCAGGUCAUGACCUUGGCCUCUAACGUUGUUGGCUGUGGCUUCAUCCUGGCAUGGAACCUCUUUUCACUCAUUGUGGAGUUCUUCUUCUUGUCAAGAGUUUAUCGUAUUGUUCCUGCUCUCUCAGUCAAACCUCCAACCGUUGUGGGUGAUCAGGACUACCUGGAAAGGACAGAAAGGAGAGGUUUGCAAGGGGAAGGAAAUCAUGAACAACCUGAAACUCUGGUAGAGAGUAACUACAGCUCCAGGAUAUGCCUCAAAGGAAUCACCAAUUUUCCACAGUGUUUUCAAAGGUUUCGAUGCCUGUUGAGCACAUGUAAGGAUGGCUGGAGAGCAUAUUAUCGACAACCCGUCUUCCUGGCUGGAAUGGGUUUGGCUUUCCUCUACACUACCGUUCUGGGUUUUGACUGCAUCACUACUGGCUAUGCCUACACUCAGGGCAUAAGCGGCUCACUCCUAAGUCUACUAAUGGGCGUCUCAGCUAUCACAGGGCUGAUGGGUACUGUAUUGUUCACAAGGCUCAGGAAGUCAGUUGGCCUCAUAAAUACAGGCAUCAUCUCCAGCUGCCUCCACCUGGGUUGCUUGUUGCUCUGUGUGUGCUCUGUGUUUGCUCCUGGCAGCCCUAUGGAUCUUAGUUUGCUGAUGCCCUACUUUAGCUCUGGUUCCUAUGCUGAGCCUGGAGGGAUGGCAAACAUAAGGCAAAAACACACCUAUCCUCUGACUGGAGGGAACAAUCAGCCUUUACUUCCUGAUCGCUCCUCAAUUCACUGGACCAACAACACCGUCCUGUUUGACAACGACCCUUCUGGAACAGCGCCUGACUCUUAUGUUUCCAUCAUUCUGCUAUUCCUGGGUGUUAUAACUGCACGUAUUGGUUUGUGGUGCUUUGACCUGACUGUGACCCAGCUUUUGCAGGAGACCAUCUGUGAGUCAGAACGAGGAGUAGUAAAUGGGGUGCAGAGCUCUAUGAAUUACCUAAUGGACCUGCUUCACUUCAUCAUGGUGAUUUCUGCUCCACAACCUCAACACUUUGGCAUCCUUGUUAUCAUUUCUGUUAUAUUCAUCAGUACUGGGCACAGUAUGUAUUUUGUGUAUGCACAUAGAGCCAAGAGAAAACACCACCUCGAAAGAUAAAAAGAAAACACAGCUUAUGUAUGAGCGCUGAAUCCUAUCUGCACCUGGGAAAUGAAUGCCUCCCUCCUGAUCCGUUACUGCAACACUCUGCUCCUGACUUGGCCAUUCACUUUAGCACUACAGACUUGAUUUUCAGUGUGCAACAGAAGCAACAACAACCUAUGUGAACAACAGGAGACAAGUUAUGGGAUAUUCUCCACAACCUAAGAUGUCUGCAAUAAAUAAUGCAGUAAUGCAUCUAAAAAAUGUGUGCAAAAUGACAUACAGGAGGACACCAAACUAAUGACUAAGGCAUUGGUGUAUUUGUGCAAACAUUGCAGAGUUGCCGCAGCUGUAAGACUUUCAGGCAUGUCUGCUACCUUAUAUGGCUUUAUAGAUGGAGGAGGGGAACGGUGAUGUUUUAUGGCCCUCAGUUAGUGGAACAGAAUGAGGAAAACCACUUAAAACCACUUCUUAUGAAUAGAAGGAAGGGAAAGGUACUCUGACAAGUGGCAUUGAUGUUACUGAUCCGUCCACUUGGAAAUAUUCCAGGAUGUCCGAAAAGGAACAUAAAGGGAACUGGUUGUUAGAUUGUUUUAUUAAAGAAUAAAAAGGAAGCCUCCCCUUUUAGUGGACAUAGUGAAUGGACAAAAGCAUUUCCUUCACCUGGUUUGUUUCUCUGUGGAUGAAUCAAGCAAACAUUGUUGCUCUUUUUCAUAUUUGUCCACAUUAC